Messenger RNA from Haliotis rubra (blacklip abalone), 10956 nucleotides. Its product is annotated as E3 ubiquitin-protein ligase UBR5-like. The record is from RefSeq and is a predicted model, not a curated record. Gene Ontology annotation, molecular function: ubiquitin binding; ubiquitin-protein transferase activity; zinc ion binding. Gene Ontology annotation, cellular component: nucleus. Gene Ontology annotation, biological process: DNA damage response; regulation of double-strand break repair; protein polyubiquitination. Lineage: Eukaryota; Metazoa; Mollusca; Gastropoda; Lepetellida; Haliotidae.
AUCUGUUCAAAAUGGCGAUGGGUCGCACUCAAUUUUUGUGAAGACUUGGGGCGAUCCUUCUUAAAAUACGACAACCUGUGUGAAACAGUUGUUUAUAAAAUGACUUCUCUUCAUUUUGUUGUUCAACCACUACCGGGAACUGAUGAUCAACUAAACGAAAGACUUGGAGAAGUUGCUGCUAAAUUGAGUCAUCAUGGAUUUACCAGCCCAACAUGUCUGUCAGCACUGAAGAAUCUAGUUAUAUCACAAUGUGUGAUUGGACCAAACUAUAUUGCUCUUCUUCUAGAGAAUGGCCGAAUCUGCCGUGUGCCUUUCACGCUGGUGACAGACAGACUUGACCUCAGCAAAAACAAUGACAACAAAACGAAGCCCAGUAAACCAGAGAAGCCAGAGCGGAACCUGUCUCGGAAUGGCACACUGGUCGUGGAGAGCCCCCUAGUGUUGGUGUCAGAUGCUCUGGGAUCAGGCACAGCACAGGCUGUUGGAACAUGGCCAGGCUCACGAGGUGGAAGUGGAGGCGUUGGCAGCAGCAGUGGCGGCGCCAGCAACCCCACAUCCCGCAACAACAACCAGCAGGGCUACAACCGCAUGCAGCGUACAGUGCAUGUCAGCAGAGGUCGGAGGUCAGGGGUCAUAGUUGGAGCACGUCCUCUUGUACCUGCUUCAGUAGUCCCUGAAGAACUCAUAAAUCAGUGUCAAGUAGUACUACAAGGCAAAUCACGAAACCUUAUCAUUAGAGAACUGCAGAGAACGAACCUUGAUGUGAACAUGGCUGUGAACAACCUGCUGUCCCGAGAUGAUGAAGGCGAGGGGGACGAGGAAGACAGCCAGGACUCCUACAUGCCCGAUGACCUCAUCUCCCUCCUGGACAGCGGCAUGCAUUCCGACCACCCCAGUGUCAUCAUCGAUGCUGAUGCCAUGUUCAAUGAAGACAUGUUUGGCUACAGCUCACUAAGAAGUCGUGGCUCGGGCACAAGGUCCAGGCUAGGUGAGCGAGAUAGGGACCUUGAUCGGGACCGAGAGCGGGAGUCCAUCUUUCGUAUACGUGACCGUCGCCGUAUAGAGUCAUCAUUCCGCGAGGACCCUCUGAAGCCCUUAGAUAGAGAUAAAUCAGACAAUGUCAGUGGGGAAUCCAGCAAGAAGUCCACAACACCAUCACAGAGCCCUCUCAUUCUUGGGGAGGACUUGCAGUGGUGGUCAGCCCAGGAUGCAGAUGAUCCACGGUUUACUCACAUCUCAGCAAUGCACUCGGAACUGGUUGCUGUGGGGUCUAAUGGUCGUCUGUAUGGCUGGAAGUGGUCCGACCCUGAUCCAUACAAACAUCCAGAUAACCCCAUCAUCCACCAUGCUAAGACUGCCAGCCUUGGGCUGACCAAUGAGAAGGUGACCGGCCUAUCAACAUGCAGUGUCCGAGCAUCUGUGUGCACCGAAUCUGGCAAGGUGGCGACGUGGAUGGACGAAGCCCUCAGCCAGGUUGCUGUGAAGCUAGAACACUCUGCUCAAAUGUUCAGUGAGUUCCAGACAGACAAGAUUGUGUCCCUACACACAUGCUCCCUGUAUACCUGUGCCAGACUGGAGAGUGGGGCACUCUACUGGUGGGGUGUGAUGCCAUUUUCUCAGAGGAAACGUCUGUUAGAAAAAACAAGAUCAAAGAAAAAGAAAUCCAAGGAAUCAUCAGGAAGCACAGAAAUUGGUACUGGUUCACUGGUAUGUCUGCGAAGUGCCCCAAUGUACCAUGCUGGAGCCAUGGCCUUCACUACAGUCGAUGGUGUCCCUAAGGUGGGGGUGCUGCUGGAGUCCGCAUGGUCCCUAGCAGACACCUGCAGGUUUAGACUGAAAACACAAGUCAGUGAAGCAAGGCCAGAUUUUCGGCCAGAGAUCAAAGUCCCGGACAGUAAGCUGGAGAUGCCACCUCCAUCACCUGCGUCAUCAGUGGGAAGCGAACACAGUAGUGCCUCACUCACCACACCCAUGUCUCUCAAGCGUAAGAAGGCUCCGACUCCAUCCCGUGAGGAGGACAAGAAGGAAGAGGAGAGCUGGGCUCUGAAGAAUGUUGUAUUUGUGGAGGACAUCAAGACAGUCCCGGUCGGCAAGGUCCUCAAGGUGGAUGGUGCCUAUGCUGCAGUGAAGUUCCAGGUGAAAGACACUGGGGAUCUGUCUGCUCCCAUUCCUGGGCGCGGUGGCAGCAGCAGCAGUGGGGGCGAGGAUGUCAGUAGCCUCCUGCAGGACUGCCGUCUACUGCGUAAGGAUGAGUUACAGGUGGUGAAAGGUUCCAGUUCCCCACGGAUUCCAGACUGUUUCCAGAAGACCCCCAAGAAAGUGACAGUGGUGGAGAAUGCACACAUCUUGUCUGUCUCUGUAGACUGUGAUGGUAUCCAUGUGAUAGCUCGGUCAGGGUCCCGCCUCAACUACUUGGUGUACAAUCUCAGCUCAGGCAAGGUGGAGCAGAAUUGCCUCUUCCCUACUGAUGCCAGCUCCUUCUUGGGUCUGGGGACAUCAGACAUCAAGCUGCACAACAGCGGCAGUGAUGUGCCGUCACCUCUACAAGAUGGAAAUGGUGCCAUCUACCCAAUGGCUAAGGACUGCUUGGAAGGUAUCCGGGAUCCGAUGUGGCUUGAUCUGCCUCCAGUCCGGUGCCUGAACGUCCGAGUACAGUCACUCAGCAACACUGGAGCCAACAUGAAGAACAGAGCAGCAAUAAUAGCACUAGCUGUACAGCACCAAACACUGUUACCACAUAUCCUGCGCUGUGACGUGGACCAGGUGAAGACUAUCCUGACUGCUGUAGAAGAAGAUGUUAAUUCAACCAGCCGAGAGCAAAAACUCCAGGAAAUUAUUCGCGAACACUGUGAUGGAAGUCGUAAUAUCCUCCACACAACUGUUGCCAUGUGUGUGCCAACUUCCAACAAAGACUAUGAUUCAGACACUCCCCCUGGUGGAGGCAAUAGCUUCAGCUCCACCCUAGAGGCCAUCAAUGCUGUAAGCAAUGCUGUGGAUGCCCUGGCUUCUAUACAGUCUCGGUCAGGGGACUCCGGCAGUCGAAGUAUGAGCGUUCGUGAGUUAAUCCGUCGGGCAUCUUCAGCAGCAAGGGGUGUGAGUGGCCUGGAGGCUCGGGACCCUGACAGGGAGGAUUCUGGAAUAGCAAUACCUACCCUUAACUGGCCAGCAGAUCCCCCAAGCUAUGACUCCCUGCAUUCUGAUGCUGAGAGGCCAAGUCUGUCUCGCCAGUCUUCAAGCAGUCUGCCAGGGAGCCUAAGCUCCCUCCAUCUGCCUGAGUUCAGUACUGUCAGCGUCCCACCAGUCCGUCUUGAGGACAAGGAGAGGCGAACCAAUGCUGUCCAGAUACUAAAACUGCUGUGUGACAGUCCCCUGUUACAGCCACACCUAGUGGAGCUGCUGUCUUCAAGGAAUGCUGAGGGCUGCACACCGUUCAUGCAGGCAGUCCGAGGUAGGGCAUAUCCUGCUGCCCUCACCCUCCUGGAUGCAGCCAAGAAGAAGGCUACAGAGGAUGUACCGGAGGUGGACCGGAAUCUGCUGAUGAAGAUGAUCUACCCCCAGGGCUCCAGCCUGGACAACUCCCCGCUACAGGUUGUGUGCUGUAAUGACACCUGCAGCUUCACCUGGACCGGGGCGGAACAUAUCAACCAGGACAUCUUUGAGUGCCGCACAUGUGGACUGACAGGCACCCUAUGUUGCUGCACAGAGUGUGCCAGGGUCUGUCAUAAGGGACAUGACUGCAAACUGAAGAAAACGUCCCCGACAGCGUACUGUGACUGCUGGGAGAAGUGCAAGUGCAAGGCACUGAUUGCCGGACAGCAGGGGGCCAGACUCACGCUCCUCAACAGGCUCCUUACAGAGACCGAUCUUGUCACACUCAAUAACAGCAGAGGGGAGAACAUCCUGCUGUUCCUGGUGCAGACAGUUGGACGGCAGAUUGUGGAACAACGUCAACAUCGGCCAUCUCGAACACGUGUCACAACAUCCCGGAAAACUCCCAUGUCAGAUCUAGAUGUGGAUAUGCCUGAACAUGACCUAGAGCCGCCACGCUUCAGUCGCAGAGCACUUGAGCGGAUCCUUAAUGACUGGACAGCGGUCAGGGGCAUGAUUCUAAGUGGAGACAGACAGCAGGGUGCAAGCAACAGCAGCCCUGAUGCUGUGUAUGAAGACCAGAUGUAUCUGGGGAGUCAGAGCGGCACCACCAGACUGGACAAGUUCACCCACUGCCUGCUGGUCAAGUGCAGUGUGGAGAUGCUCGACACCCUACUGACAACACUGAUCAGGGAGAUGCAAAAUGAGUCUAUACCGAAUCGCAAAGAGGAGGCAAAGCAAGUUGCUAGACGAUUCAUCCGCUCUGUAGCAAGAGUCUUUGUCGUUCUCAACAUCGAGAUGACCCCUGGCUCCAGCAAGCGGAGAAGCCCAGGCCUAGCUAACUGCCAGCCCCUCCCCCGAUGUAAAAGAGCAUUCCAAGCCCUGGUGACCAUCAGCGUGGAAGAGCUGUGUAAGAUAGCGGAGUCCCUGAUCACCCCUGUGAGGAUGGGAGUGGCCAGACCCACAGCUCCCUUCUCCCUAGUGUCAGCCAACGUGGAGGCGGUACAGGGAAGUGAGGAGCUGUUCAGUGUAGACCCACUGCCACCACGACCAUCUUCCGCAGAUGCAGAGGCACCCCCGACCAUUCCUUCCUCGUUCUCAGUCACCGCUGCCCCAAGUCAUCAGACAGGACGGGUAAGGGAACAAGACAUGGAUGAGAUCGUGUCGGCUGAGGCAGAGGAGGUUGAGAUUGUUGACAACAUGGCAGUGGUGGAGGACGACCAGUCAGAUCAUGAGGACAGACAAUCUGAACACUCUGACCAUGAUGGCGAUCAGCCGCCAGUGGACCAGGAAGAAGGUCAGGCUGAGAGUGACAUGGAUCUGGAUCUCCUGGCCGAGUCUGAGAGUGACAGUGACAGUAGCCGUAGUAACCAGGACAAUGCCAGCGUGCAGCGCAGUGCUGUCACGGCAGCAACUGCAGGAUCUGAUGCAGGUCUAGGAUCUCUGGCUCACUUCUCGGAGGACUCCGGAGAAUCCUCCAAUCAGGAGGAUGACUAUGAGAGUGAGGGAGGUGAAAGUGAAGAACACGACACUGAUGAGUUUGUCUAUCUGGAUGAGCAACUGGAACGUCGAAAUCCACCUGGUUCCCAUGGACAGCGCACCUUGCAGCCACCCCAGACGAUGCAGUGGGCUAUCCGUCAGCGUGAACCAAGUCUCAACCCACGUGUACCCACAACAACAGCUACAGCCAACAGCACUGAAGGAGAGCGCCUGAUCCAGCGGUCAGCUGUGUCCCUCACCCAGUCGUCCAUCCCCUCCUCCACCAGCAGGACAACUAGAAGGGUGGGAGCAAACUCCGUCGAUAACUUCUCGGGUGGCAGUGGUUUGAUUUACAUUGACCCCUCCACACUCCGUCGCACCACUACUGUGACUACAGCAACGCCAACAAACCAGGAUAAUGCUGUAACUAUGGCAACUACAGUGGGACAGUUAGCACGAGCAUUUGGUAUCAUUAUACGUCAGAUAACUGACAUGCUGAACACACUGCCAACCUACGCUGCUACAGCACCCCUGCCAUGUGUUCUCAAUGUGACGGAGCAGGACGCAGCAGAUUUGCAGUCCUACUUGGAGCGUCACCUUAAGCUCACCUGGGACUGGCUCAUCUCCGUCAUGGACUCUACAGAGGCACAGCUGCGCUUCGGCAGUGCCCUCAGCAACAACACCGACCCCGCCAUGCCCACACAUCCCAACUACUCCAGCUACAUGAGGAACACCAGGGAGAGGCCCAACCGAGAAUUCUUUUCAGAGAUGCGUCCUUGGGCAGCAGAUGGACUCGAUGAAGUCCUUGCCGUUCGUGAGUCGGUUGGAGGAGGUCCGGCAGGAGUUCCUCACCCACUCGGGCGAGUGAGAAGUCGAGGAAUUGAAAACCUCAUUCAGGCAUUUCCUCUGGCAGAUCAGCCACAUCUUCUUCAGCCAAAUUCUCGUCGUGAAGAUUUAUUUGGUAUGGCAAGACCAACAAUAUUGCAGCCAAAACACUCAGUAGAUGCCAGUGCUAGCUCCCCAAAUACAACAAACAGAUUUGAGAAGUUGCCAAUCCACCUCUCUCUCUCUAGUCCCAUGGAUGACAUAUCAGCCAAUACAUGUUCAAUUGCCACCCAGACUGCUCAGGUACCAGCCAGUGGCAGUGGUCAGACUGCUGAAACCCGGACCGACACACCAGCACAAGCACCAUCAGAUGCUCCUAUCAGCACUGGGGUCAUUGUACGACCUAACAUUCCCAGCAUACCUUCAACUUCCUCCACCCUAACCACGGAACUGCCACCAGUGUCAUCGAUGGACACUUCCUCCCCAGCUCCUCUUAGUCCCAGUAUGAGCUUGAUGAGGUCUGACCUGCAACAAGCCAGUGUGAUUGUACAUGCUGGAUCCACGCAGGCGUUGCCAGUCCCCCCUCCAUCAGGGUCCAUGUCGGAUGAACAGAGUCAGGAGAUGAUGCCUGUGCCCAUGGAUGUGGCCUCCAGUUCAACAUCCGAACCCUCUACACUGCCUUCCUUCAGUGCUGACCCAGCACCGCCUGUGGAGAGCCCGGUGGAUCUAGUUGGAGCCAAUGAGAAUGUAUCCAACACUGUGGACAUUGAGACUUCGUCAACAUCUGCAUCCAUGUCCCUCAGAGCCAGACAACAAAGUGUGAUUGGACAGCAAGUGUCACACGACGUGUUGUUGGGGCGAUGGCGACUGACUUUAGAUCUGUUUGGUCGUGUGUUCUGUGAGGAUGUUGGGGCUGAGGUUGGGUCUGUGAUCAGUGAACUUGGUGGCUUCCCUGUCAAGGAGAGCCGCUUCCGUCGUGAGAUGGAGAAACUGAGGAACUCUCAGCAAAGAGAUCUUACUUUAGAUGUUGAGCGAGACAGGAAUUCCUUGCUACAGACCACUUUCAAACAGCUGAAUACUCACUUCAACCGGCGAACCAGUACUACUGGCCCACCCUUGGCUGUGCACAGGGUGAAGGUCACAUUCAAGGAUGAGCCUGGCGAAGGUUCAGGGGUUGCCAGGAGCUUCUAUACAGCAAUAGCCCAUGCCGUGUUGUCCCAGGAGAAGCUGCCGUCCUUGGAUGGGAUCCUUGUUGGAGGAGGGAAGAGCUUCCAAUACACAACAUAUGGACUCUGUGAGUCUGUUGGAGGGCUCCGGCAGGAGUUCCUCGCUCACUCCGGACGAGGGGCGGAGAGUCAGGGGGACGUGGUUGAUCCCCUCUUGUCUGGUUCCCGUGUCCGGUUCGACUUGCCGGAGCUUGUGCGGAGAUACCAGCUUGGGGAGGAAUCCCUGUUCGUGGUACCCAUCGUGGACGAGUGUGUUUUCACUUCCGUCGCCCUGGGGCUCUGGCUGCUUGGCAAGGCUCCGGCUUACGGCCCACCGUUUGCCACUUUUGCUCAAGCAUCCCCCUGCGGCAUCGUGCGGACCUACGAGGAGGUCACCGAACGCAAUGCAGCAGGUUUGGUUAAAUGCCCCAAAGUCAGGUUGCUGCAGCCGUCACUGGCUGCCAAGAUCACUGGCAUGUUGCUGGAGCUGUCCCCAGCACAGUUGUUGCUGCUGUUGGCGUCGGAGGAGUCCCUGCGGCAGCGUGUUGAUGAAGCUGUGGACAUCAUCAUGUCACAUGGCAGGGAGAUGAGUGCUGAGACACUGCUGGACCUGGACAUCUUCAACCUGUCCUCCGACAAAGCCAAGAAAGGAGGAAGUGGAUCAGAUCGCCGUAGUGAUGGAGAGGAAGAGGAAGACCUGGAGGAUAAUGCACCAUUGCUAUGGCAACCUGGAAAGCAUGGCUAUUAUUCACCACGGCCUGGAAAGAACACUCCUGAGAGGCUUAAUGCAUUUAGGAAUAUUGGCAGAGUCAUCGGCCUGUGCCUGCUACAGAAUGAGAUCUGCCCCAUAUUCUUCAAUCGCCAUGUCCUCAAGUAUGUCCUGGGCCGGAAGAUAGGCUGGCAUGACCUGGCCUUCUUUGACCCUGAGAUCUACGAGAGCCUGCGUACACUGCUGGAAGAUUCAGAAACCAAAGACGCUUCACUGAUGUUCACAACUCUUGACCUGAACUUCUGUGUGGAGCUCUGUGCUGAAGAGGGUGGAGAACAGCUGGAGUUGAUAUCAGGAGGUGCUGAUAUUGAAGUGAAUGCCCAGAAUGUCCAUGACUAUGUUCGCAAAUAUGCUGAGUACAGAAUGGUCAAAGUUGCUGAAAAAAAGUCUGCGGCACAUAAGGCAGGUGUCUUUGAUGUGAUACCACAGAACUCACUGGAGGGGCUAACCUCGGAGGAUCUGCGGCUGCUUCUCAAUGGUGUUGGUGAUAUCGAUGUACAAACUCUCAUAGGGUACACCAGCUUCAACGAUGAGAGUGGUGAGAGUGCUGAACGAGUCCAGCGCUUCAAGAGAUGGCUGUGGUCAGUGGUGGAGAAGAUGACCAACCAAGAGCGACAGGACCUGGUCUACUUCUGGACAUCCAGCCCUGCCCUGCCGGCUAGUGAGGAAGGCUUCCAGCCCAUGCCCAGCAUCACCAUCCGCCCUGCAGAUGAUGACCAUCUCCCCACGGCCAACACCUGCAUCUCACGGCUGUAUAUCCCUCUCUACUCAACCAAAGUCAUUCUUAGAGCCAAGCUCCUAAUGGCAAUCAAGACCAAAGCAUUUGGAUUUGUCUGAUCAUCUAAUCCAAGUGUAUUAGCAUCACGAUUGUGCUAGUGGCUUUAAACAAAUAUAUUGAAAAGGCUGGAAAUACACACCAACUUGACAUAUAUAUAUCACAUGCUGUCAUGGAAUUUGGAUGGCGUUGGACAGAGGAUGUAAAGGGAGGUUACCUUGUGUAACAGACAUGGAUGCUUCUGUGACAUGGGUCAAGGUCAUGGCAAGGUGAACCUCUGAAAUUGUGCCAAUAUUAAUUUUCUUGACAGACUGAACUGGUGUGCCAUGUUUGAAGUCAUGGAUAGUCAUGGAACAAACACUUGAUCAAUCUGGUGAGACCAAACUUUAUCCUAUUUAUGAUGUCUAUGUCUAACAAGGGCAAUACAAUAACUGGGAAGUGCCUGGAGGAAGUUCCCUGCGUGAAUGACUGAGAGGCUGGAGGGAGCAGCUGCUUCUUUUUCCACCGUUUUGAUAUGUCUGAAUAUCAAGAACGUACACCAAAGCCCUACAACUACCAUCUUCAACAAAUAAGAAAACAGAAGUGCAGCUGAUCAAGCUCAAGGACUGUUUAAUGUUCGCUUUAUACCUUUUUUUGUACUAAGUGCAAGGAAGCAUAGGAUUAUCAGUGUUGUGUCACAGUGUCUUAUAUGUAUAUUGUUCAGUCUCUUUUUCCAGAUUGCUAAUUCACAUGGAUUUGAAAAGCCAUUUGUGUUGGUGUUUGAGGGUUUGCAAAGAUACCUAUAUGCACAAUGUGUUUCAGUUGUUGUGCAGUCCAGAUGAUUAGAGACCCUUGUCAACAACACUGAGCCAGGGUUAUAGCAGGGUGUUAAGCAUCAAGCAAUACUGUCACUGUGAACAGGGAAGACGAUAAUCAGUACCAUAAUUUGCAUUUAAUGAUGUUUUCAGUGUUCUGAUUGUAUACAGUUUUAUAACAGAAAUCAGAGGAUUUGUGAGUGUAUUUGUGUGAUGUGUGUAUGCUAGAAUGAGGACAUGAUGCAAGUGAAUGGGUUACUAAUUCAGGUGUAUGUUUACACUAAGAAUAUUGUCUUUCAGAAUCAAAUUUUCUUUUUGUUGUAAAAUAUCAUUCCCAUGUGAUGUGAGAGCAUUUCGGUCAAUAUUUCGGAGGUUUUUAUGGAGAUCAUACAAAAUGACCAGUUAUUGUUAUGAACAACACACUCUUGCAACCACAGACAGUAUUUGCAGAUGAAACACGUAGGACUGAUGUUUUCAAGCAUCAGUACCAUUCUGAUGUGCUCUCACUGGAACAUGGCCAACAGAUCGUGUAGUUGUACCUUAGAGAUGUAUAAAGAGAGACUACCACAUAUAUCUGUGAAAGCUAGCGUUGUGAGUGUUGUGACUUAUUGACGGUGCUACAGCUUGCUAUAUGAUCUCUUUAUAUGACUAGCUAGGACAUGCAUGGGACUGACCUACAGUGGUAAGGGAAGAACCCUGCAGUACUGGCACUGGUGCUUGUUCUGGUAUUUGGAGUACUUCAUGCACACACCCUGGGAUGACUCUCUCAAUGCCAGUAUUCAGAGCUGAGACUAAUCACUCCGUAGUCUGUGUGGCAAGAAUUGGGUGGCUAGAGUAUAUAGUACAGGGAUGCCCAUAGGGUGAAACACUUCAGAAGCAGAGUGUUUGGUGUGUCACUGAACUGAUGUGGUUGAUGCCCAAACUCACCCUGCAGGCCACAGAGAUAAAGCUAUUGCAAAGAAAUCAUUUGUUUACACACUGAUAACAUUUUUGCCAAUACAAAUUAUGUAUCAUAAGAAUACUCUAGAAGAAUUACUUGAAAGAAUGAUUGGGUGCCACCAGCAGAUAUCGUAACUGUCUAGUUUACUUACGCUUAAGACUCAUAAUUAGUAAGUACAGAAAAGCAUUGAAAAGAUUUGCCAGGUAAAUGGUAAAAAAAUAAGGACUUCAGCAUCAGACUGGUUUGAAGUUUCUCUUCUUCGAUAUAAUUCCCUAAACUGUGUGUAUGUGGAGGAAUGUCUGUCUGUGGAAGUGUUCUGAUGGUUGAUACUGUUGUGCGAUGGUAGACAGUUGUGUCCAACCAGCCUAUUGUUGUGCCUGUAUGGGGGGAAAAGAGGGAACAAACGCAGUGUUGUAAAUUGUCAUGGUUGGAAUUUGUAUGUAUGUUUAUUUUCAAAGAUGUCUGGCAGAAGAGAUGUUUCAGACAAGUGACAAGUUUCAUGACAAAACCAAUGCAUUUACUGUUAGACUUGCAUUACCAAACAAUAAUUUGUAUGAUAAAUAAAUGUAUGAAACAAUGAA